Seriola dumerili (greater amberjack) is the source of this 3521-nucleotide messenger RNA. RefSeq names its product plexin domain-containing protein 2-like (gene plxdc2a). Lineage: Eukaryota; Metazoa; Chordata; Actinopteri; Carangiformes; Carangidae. The transcript is spliced from 13 exons. The record is from RefSeq and is a predicted model, not a curated record. Bases 1784 to 3499 code for a protein of 571 amino acids.
AAUCUCUCGAGACACAAAUAACGCUUUGCAAUUUUAUGUUUAUUUAUUUUAAGAAUAAGCAAACUGUUUUCUUUCCAGGCAGUGCGCCAGAUUUGUAAGUCAUUGAUGAGCUGAAGUGUGUUUUUGGUGUCCCGUUUUGAUGCUGGUAGGGGUGGAUGGGUUUAAAUAGUUGCCUUGGAGGGAUUGCCACAUCAGGCCUUAGUAAUGUUUUCAUGAAAAUAAUGUCAAACUGGAUUCUGGUCUGUGCGUGUGUAAGUGGAUUACCCUGAAUGGGCAGCCGUCUGAUGAAAUAUGACCAGUGGGUGAAAGUAACUAAGUAUAUUUAUCCAACUAGUGUACUUAAGUACAGUUUUGAGGCACUUGUAUCUUACUUGAGUAUUUCCAUUUUAUACUGCUUUAUAUUUGUACUCCACUACAAAGGCAAAUAUUGUACUGUUUACCACACUACAUUUACUACAGACUGACCCAGCUGUUUCCAGUUUUUGUGCUACAGUAAGCUCACCUAAUCAGCGGCUGUCUGUAGCUUACUAAACAGACAUGAGUGGUAUCAAUCUGUUUAACUCUUGGCAAGAAAUUGUCCCCAAAAUAUAUUAAAAUCCAACAUGUUAAGUAAGCUUUUAGGAUUUAUUUGGCCUUCAUAAUUAUAUUUGCUUGUUUAAUCUUUGAUUUAUUCUUCAGUUAUUAAAUAUCACAACAACAUUAGAGGAUUUCAAGCAAGUCGUAACUGUAAUUGAGUUGCUGUUGAGCUGUUGAGAUAUUAGUAUUCAUGAUCCAGCGACAUCUAGUGGGAAAAGCUGGAAUCACAUUAGGGGCCUCUGCUGCCUUCACUUGCUUCUGGAAAUCCAGGUGAAACUUUGAGGUAGAGUGACCACGCUGAACUCCAAUAUUAAUAUUUAUCCGCGGACUUUAUGUGUUUCAUAUAUUUGUUUGAUAAAUUUGAAUUAUUUUAUUGCGUGUGUACAAUAUACGCAUGUUUCAAGGACUCCCUGAAAAUGUUUGGAUUAUUCUGGUAAAUUUUAUCCGAAUUUUGUAAAUAUGAAACUUUAAAAUGUGGUCAAACAUGGGCCUGAUUGUUACAAGAAUGCAAACUUAAACAUUACAACUUUGCAAACCAUCCUUGACAAAAAUGACCAAUUUGACUUAAACGUGUGAUGAAAUGAAACUGGACUUUAGGGCGCAGUCACUCUGUGUCUUCAUAUUAUAGGGAUAACUCCAUGACAAGAACAUCAUUUGUAAUUCACCAGACAGUAUCUGCACAUUCUAGUGGAAGAAUAGUAAUAAAUAAGAAAAAACACUUGCACAGAGCUAUCAUAAUAGGUGCUAUAAUGCAGAAACAUAAUCAGUUAGUUGGUGUGCCCCUCGUCUCUGCAAAAUAAUAUACUGUAAGACUUUUAAUUGAACACACUAGUAAUCGGUUUUAUGUCUUGUGAUUUCGAUAAUUACGACAGCACGUGAAAGCAGCGUUCCGACGGGUACUGGCUCUCAUCACCAGCUGCGUUUCAUUCCGGGGAAGACUGAACUGACGCACAGUUGGGUUUGCGGAUAAUUUAAGAAAUUUACGUGGACAUUAACAUGACGGGAAACUUUACGUUAGGCUACUUAGAUGGUUAAGGUUGCGUGGCCUGCGCUUCUUUCCUAAUUAGACGUGCGUGUAUUCUUGAUAACUUGAUAACUAGCAGCAGUGAGACGUUGGAGGGUCCCAGUCACAAACCGGCGCAAACAAAUUGCGCUUAUUCAUGAGUUUCUUUGCGCACUGGAGCAGCUGUACGAAGUGACAGGAAGGAUGGCGGCGACCGUGACCAAGACAGUUCAUCUCAUUACAGGACUCGUCAUUGUUGUCCAGUUUCAAAUAAGCUUCAUGAAGCUAAAAUCUGCCAGUGGAGUCUACCGUACUGACAUGCGGGGGCUGCCUUCUCCAGAGGGAAGGCUGCAUGUAAACAUCGGAAGUCACAAGCCCAGGGAGAGGAGGUGGGUGUCCAAGCCUAGGUCUGGGGCUCCUGGCUGGGCUGCAGAUAAGAGGGACCACUACAGAGACCAGCACCAACCAGAGGAGUCAGAUCCAGACCUGCUCAUGGAGGAGGGCCAUGACAAUUCUACACAGAUUGUGGACAUUGAUCACGCCUACUACACAUCUAAAAUCUACAGUCCUGGAGAUGUAGCCAGUAAAGAGCUGUGGGUGAACAUCGAUGAGAUGGAGGAAGAUGACUGGAAGGUCCGUGGCUUCCUGUCCAGCACCCACAGACAGGCUGAGAGAGUGAAUCUUUCCUUUGAUUUUCCUUUCUAUGGACAUAUACUAAAAGAAAUCACAGUGGCAACUGGAGGUUUCAUUUAUACUGGAGAUAUAAUCCACCGGAUGCUCACAGCCACUCAGUACAUCGCCCCUCUGAUGGCAGAUUUUGAUCCUACCCUUUCCAAAAACUCAACUGUGUUUUACAUUGAUAAUGGAACCGCAUUGGUGGUUCAGUGGGACCAGAUUCACCUCCAGGACGUCAGUCUGGGAACGUUCACAUUCCAGGCCGUUCUGCACAGCGAUGGACGGAUUGUCUUUGCAUACAAAGAGAUUCCUAUUGACAUCAGCGAAAUCAGCACUGAGAAUCAUCCUGUCAAAGUGGGUUUAUCGGAUGCUUUUGUAGUGCUUCAUGAGAUAGAACAGAUCCCCAAUGUUCGGAGGAGAACCAUCUAUGAGUAUCACAAAGUCGACAUCCUCAAGUCCAAAAUCUCCAACUCUACGACGGUUGAGAUGCUACCUCUCCCCACAUGUCUCCAGUUUUCCAGCUGUGGUCCAUGUGUCACUUCUCAGAUUGGCUUUAACUGCAGCUGGUGCAGUCGGCUACAAAGAUGCUCCAGUGGCUUUGAUCGUAACCGGCAGGACUGGGUUGACCUCGGCUGCCCAGAGGAGAGACGGGAUCCCCGGUGUCUCCGGAUAACAGACGUCACAAACUCCACAUCUCGCCAGCUGAGUCAUACGACCACUCCUGUUACAGCAACCACAGUGCAGCAGAGGACUUCCAGCAUGACCUCCACCCCCCUCAGCAGGACGUCCAUCGUCACCAACCCCUCACCACACAGCAGCACAAGCAGGAGAAUAAUGUCCACAUCACAGCCUCCUACCAGCAAACCUGCAGAAGGAGACAAGGAGAGCACAGGAGAGAGUGAUGACCGACUGCAGAUUGGCCUCCUGGCAGGCAUCAUCAUGAUGAUGGUCGUCAUGGCAGCAGCUGUGCUCCUGUCCCUUUAUGUGUACAACCACCCCACCUCCAGUGCCAGUCUCUUCUUCAUGGAGCGGCGGCCGACCCACUGGCCAAUAAUGAAGUUCAGGCGUGGAUCCGGUCGCCCCUCAUAUGCUGAGGUGGAGGCUCCAGGUCAGGACAAAGACAGCACAGUGGUCAUUGACCCCAAACAGUCUUUUGUCAUGUCAGACAGAAGAGAGAGCGAACAGAAAGAAGGAUUCAUAGUUCCUGAUCAAAGAGAGCGCUUCCUGUUUUCAGAGAGCUCCUGACCAAAACUACAUAUCCCAGAAG